AUGAAAUCCAUGAUCAUUGUCGCCCUCGCUCUCGUGGCCCUGGCCGCCGCUCACCCCGUCGACGAUACGGAGGCAACGAUCGUUCGGUCUGCAACCAACCAGGACCCCAGCGGUGCCUUCGACUUUGGAUUUGAAACCUCAAACGGUAUCAAAGUUAACGAACAGGGUCAACUGAAGGAAGUUGUGGACGAGGAGAACAAGCCCCACUCAGUCGUCGUUGUUCGCGGUACCUACUCCUACGUCAACAGUGAAGGAAACAAUGAGGUCAUCGAAUACAUCGCUGAUGAGAACGGUUACCGCGCAGAAGGUCCCUCCGUCCCCAAGGUGCCCGCCAGGAGAUAA
This is a messenger RNA of Spodoptera exigua (beet armyworm), 342 nucleotides long. NCBI's taxonomy places the organism in Eukaryota, Metazoa, Arthropoda, Insecta, Lepidoptera, Noctuidae. The record is from the annotation of a GenBank genome assembly.